Pteronotus mesoamericanus is the source of this 1559-nucleotide messenger RNA. It is a transcript of the gene ANXA5, whose product is annotated as annexin A5. Gene Ontology annotation, biological process: negative regulation of coagulation. Gene Ontology annotation, molecular function: calcium ion binding; calcium-dependent phospholipid binding. Gene Ontology annotation, cellular component: sarcolemma; cytoplasm. Lineage: Eukaryota; Metazoa; Chordata; Mammalia; Chiroptera; Mormoopidae. The coding region runs from base 192 to 1157 and encodes 321 amino acids. The transcript has 13 exons. The record is from RefSeq and is a predicted model, not a curated record.
GCCGGGGCGGGGCAGGCGGCGCGGGUGUUUCCGUUGCCUGGAGCCGGCCCCGAGCAGCCGUCGAGCCCUCCUCCCGCUGCAUCCCUGCCUCGCGGCCCGCGCCCCUCGCUGCACUCCGCUGCGCCCCUGCCGGCUCUGGCCCUCGAUCCCUCUGUCUGGCCGCGUCCCUUCCCCGGAGCUGAGCAGUCGCCAUGGCACAGGUCCCCAGAGGCACCGUGACCGCCUACCCCGGAUUCGAUGAGCGGGCCGACGCCGAAGCCCUCCGGAAGGCCAUGAAGGGCCUGGGCACCGAUGAGGAGACCAUCCUGACCCUGCUGACCUCCCGCAGCAACGCACAGCGCCAGGAAAUCGUCGGUGCCUUCAAGACGCUGUUCGGCAGGGACCUCCUGGACGACCUGAAGUCGGAGCUGACCGGCAAGUUCGAGAAGCUGAUCGUGGCGCUGAUGAAGCCGUCCUGGCUGUACGACGCCUACGAGCUGAAGCACGCGCUGAAGGGAGCAGGGACAGACGAGAAAGUGCUGACAGAAAUCAUCGCCUCCAGGACCCCGGAAGAACUGACCGCCAUAAAGAAGGUUUAUGAAGAAGAGUACGGCUCCAGCCUGGAGGACGACGUGGUGGGGGACACCUCGGGCUACUACCAGAGGAUGCUGGUGGUUCUGCUUCAGGCCAGCAGAGACCCUGACUCCGGGAUCAACGAGGCGCAGGUUGAGCAGGACGCUCAGGUGUUGUUUCAGGCUGGAGAACUUAAGUGGGGGACGGACGAAGAGAAGUUUAUCACCAUCCUCGGGACGCGGAGCGUGUCUCACUUGCGCAGGGUGUUUGACAAAUACAUGACUAUAUCAGGAUUUCAAAUUGAGGAAACCAUUGACCGAGAGACCUCUGGUAAUUUGGAGCAACUCCUCCUUGCUGUUGUGAAGUGCAUCCGGAGCGUGCCCGCCUACCUCGCGGAGACCCUCUACUACGCCAUGAAGGGCGCGGGGACCGACGACCACACCCUCAUCCGCGUGGUCGUUUCCAGGAGCGAGAUCGACCUGUUCAACAUCAGGAAGGAGUUCCGGAAGAACUUCUCCACCUCCCUUUACUCCAUGAUCAAGGGGGACACGUCUGGGGACUAUAAGAAGGCCCUGCUGCUGCUCUGUGGGGGAGAAGACGACUGAGAGCCCCGCCGAAGGGCCCCGCCCCCGCCAGCCCCGCACCGCCCGCGCCCGCCCACAUGCCAGAGCCCCGCCGCGGCGCCAGCCCUGACCAGCCGGCGUGGGAGCCGCGGGGCCUGCUCCCCCGCCCCAGACCCCCGCCCACCGCUGGAGCCCUCGCUCGUGCUUAGGUCACUAGGGCUGACGUCUGCGACACUUAGAUGUUUUCCUGUAAGAGGUCAGGCCGCACGUCGCAUUCUAAACAGCUUCACCGAUGUCCAAUCCGUAACCGUAUCACCUUAACUGGGAGCUUAGCCUUGGCCCUGUGAGUCCCUGGAUGUCUCAGCAAUCAAGGUCGCCGCUAAAUUAAACCUGGAAAAUGAUGGAGGUUGCAUUUGAAAAUUAGCAGUAAAUAAACAUUUCUUU